Molecule: messenger RNA, 1620 nt
Organism: Lactuca saligna
Lineage: Eukaryota; Viridiplantae; Streptophyta; Magnoliopsida; Asterales; Asteraceae
Source: the annotation of a GenBank genome assembly
AGUUGAAGGGGUAGUAUGGGGGAUAUCUAUAUGCUUUUCUUAACGUCACCACUAUCCUCGAUUUCGCGGCUAAAUUUUUAUGCUUUACGCCCGACCCAACUAAAUCCGUUUUCCCUUCCAAUCGCCGAUCGAUCGAAUAGGAUUUUCUGAUCAUCACGAAACAAUCAAAACAUCACUGCUAUCCACGAUCAAAAUUGGCUUUCAUCUUCAAUUACAGCGAGAGAUUUUGCAUUCGCGCCUUCUUCAGAAAUCAGAACUUUUAAGUCGAUUAUUGAAUUCCAGAGGAUAAAUGGCUGAAGUAGACGGCGAUGAUAAUAAAAAGAGGAAGAGGAGUUUUUGGUCUCGAGUCUGGAAUGGUUUGUUUUUGUUUAGGUUACAUGGUGAUGAUUUUGAGAAACGAUUGCAAUACAUAUCUAGAGAAGAAGCCACUCUUAUUUCUAAAAUGAAGAGGAGAUCUUCAAGUUGGAGGUCAACCGCUAGGAAUUUAGUCGUCGUUUCUGUUUUCCUUGAGGUUGUAGCAUUGGCUUACGCUAUAAUUACAACAAGAUCUGUGGACUUAGACUGGCAAAUGAGGGCAUUACGAGUUCUUCCUAUCUUUCUUCUGCCUGCUUUCUCAUCCGCUUUGUAUUGGGCACUUUUUUGCUUCACAAGAAUGUGUGAUAGCAGAGAUCAGAAAACCCUAGAAAGCCUUCAGGCUGAAAGACAAGAAAAGAUUGAUGAACUAAAAGAACGAACAAAUUACUACACCACUCAGCAACUAAUUCAGAAAUAUGACCCUGAUCCAGCAGCCAAAGCAGCUGCUGCAGCUGUUCUUGCAUCGAAAUUGAGUGCUGAUUCAGGGAUAAGAAUGUUCCUAGAGGAGUCUCAUCAUGAUCUUCAAGAUACAGGGAAGAGCAAUGAUUUUGAGCCUGUGACAUCUUGUGGGCUGAGGAAAAGAAAUACAUCUGAUGCUACAACAUCAAAGGGGGGAGGCCAUGUAAUGCAGCAAUCUGAUGUGGACAUGAUUCAGCAUUUAGAAGAUGAGGUGUCUGAGGUGUCGCCACCUCAUCAGAUUGUUGUUGAGCAUCAUAACCCUUCGGCUUCAGGGACUCAAGAUGGGGGUUGGCUUGCUAAAGUUGCAGCUUUGCUUGUUGGAGAGGACCCUACACAAUCUUUCGCACUUAUAUGUGGGAAUUGCCUUAUGCACAAUGGUCUUGCAAGGAAAGAGGAUUUCCCAUUCAUUACAUACUUUUGUCCACGCUGUCAUGCUCUCAAUAGACCGCGUGGCUCAACCACAAAUUCUCCAAAAGCAUCGGGUCCCACCAGUCCCUUGACAGGUGGCAAUGACAUCCCCAUGAAUGAGAAACCAUUACCAGUCAAUAGUUCUAUGAUUGAGACAGAACCCAGUGAGAAAACAGCCGCCACUAGUCAAUAGGAUACAAUUUUUAUUUUUAUUAUUUUUAUUUUAUAUAUACUUUUUGUGAAAAUAGUUUUUGGUUCCUUUUUUUUAUAAUUUUUUUUUUGUAGAAAUCAUAGUUUACAAUUUACAAUUGUUAUUUGUAAAAUAAUAUGAUUUUCUGCGUAAAUAGGUGAAGGUGAUUGAGAUUUUCAAUCAUUAUAAUUCAUAGUUCUUUAUGAUCU